Molecule: messenger RNA, 1594 nt
Organism: Prosopis cineraria
Lineage: Eukaryota; Viridiplantae; Streptophyta; Magnoliopsida; Fabales; Fabaceae
Product: heparanase-like protein 1
Exons: 9
Coding region: 1-1566 (521 amino acids)
Cellular component (GO): membrane; plant-type cell wall
Molecular function (GO): beta-glucuronidase activity
Source: RefSeq, a predicted model, not a curated record
AUGGAAACCAAAAAAAUUAUUGCUUUCUUCUGUGUUCUUGUUACGCUGUUUUCACUCUCUUCCUUAUCUUAUUCUGAUAAUGUAGACCUUAACGUGAAGGUCGUGACUUCAAUAGCAACAACGGAUGAAAAUUUCAUCUGUGCAACUUUGGAUUGGUGGCCUUCUGAUAAGUGUGAUUAUGAUCAGUGUCCUUGGAAAGGAGUAGGCAUGUUCAAUCUGGACUUGAAUAACAAGGUUCUAUCAAAUGCCAUUACGGCAUUUAAUCCACUGAGAAUAAGACUAGGAGGAUCAGUAGAAGAUCAAAUUGUGUACCAAUUUGGUGGCAUGAAAACGUGUCCUCAAAUGACAAAGGACAAGGAUGGCUUGUUUGGUUUCAGCAAAGGUUGUCUCAACAGUACACGUUGGGACCAAAUCAAUAACUUUGUCAACAACACUGGAGUGAAACUCACAUUUGGAUUGAAUGCUCUGAUGGGGAAGAAGAAGGCCCAACAGGACCAAGAGGACAUUCUCUGGGAAGGAGAAUGGGACGCAAGCAAUGCAGCUAGUCUCAUGGCCUAUACUGUUUUUAAAGGAUAUAAGAUUGAUUCUUAUGAAUUAGGAAAUGAGCUGUGUGGUAGUGGAGUUUCUGUGAGGAUAGAAAGUAUUCCAUAUGCAAAAGAUAUGACUAAACUCAGAAAAUUAGUGAAUGCUAUGUACCCUAACCCCAAAACAAGACCACAAGUGCUAGGACCAGCUGGUUUUUAUGACAAGGAAUGGUUCAAUACCUUCUUGCAACAUACUGGACCUGGCGUUCUUGAUGGAGUCACCCACCAUAUUUAUAACCUUGGUGCUGGUGUGGAUAAGACUUUGAUUAACAAAAUCCAGGACCCAUAUUUCUUGAGCCAAGUUGCUCAAACAUUCAAAGAUAUAUCAAUCGCAGUGAAGGAGUAUACACCAUGGGCACAACCAUGGGUUGGAGAAUCUGGCGGAGCCUAUAACAGUGGAGGCAAAGAUGUGUCACAUACGUUUGCUGAUGGCUUCUGGUACUUGGAUCAACUAGGCAUGACCUCAACAUUCAACCACGCGGUUUAUUGCAGACAGGCACUAGUUGGAGGAAAUUAUGGCCUGCUUAACACCACAACUUUCAUCCCUAACCCAGAUUAUUAUGGAGCUUUGUUAUGGCACAAGCUUAUGGGAUCCAAAGUUCUCUCAGUCAACCAUGAAGGAUCUCCAUACCUGCGUACAUAUGCUCAUUGUUCCAAAAACAACGGUGGUGGUGUGACUUUGUUGCUGAUAAACAUGUCAAAUUCUACUUCGUUCUACGUGACUGUUAAGCCAGACAUGAAUCUGUACCCAGACCAAAGUGAAAAGUUAAAGAAGAGAGAGGAGUACCAUUUGACACCGGAAAAUGGAAAUAUUCAAAGCGACGUCGUGUUGCUGAAUGGAAAAGCUUUGAGGUUGACAAGGUCACAGGAUAUUCCUGCCAUGAAACCAGUGCUUGUGGAUCCUUCUUCUCCAAUCGCUGUGGCGGCUGAUUCCAUUGUCUUUGCUCGUCUCAAUAACUUGAACGUACCUGCAUGCGUUUAGUUCUAUUAGUUAUUCUUUCGAACUGUUU